This is a messenger RNA of Wyeomyia smithii (pitcher-plant mosquito), 1048 nucleotides long. RefSeq names its product epoxide hydrolase 3-like. The record is from RefSeq and is a predicted model, not a curated record. The coding region runs from base 1 to 1014 and encodes 337 amino acids. The transcript has 2 exons. Lineage: Eukaryota; Metazoa; Arthropoda; Insecta; Diptera; Culicidae. Gene Ontology annotation, molecular function: hydrolase activity.
AUGAAUUUCGCACGUGUUCUGCAGGCGAUUGUAAUUUACGCGAUCGGUGGCUUCUACGCUGUACAGUUUGCGCUGCGCACAGCAUUGGAGUUUCUUUCCGAUCCCAGACCGUCGCACUGGUCUGGGAAAACGCGUCCAUAUCCACCGACCAUACUGAGCGAUUCUAGCUACGGACGUCACCAGUAUACUGAAGUUAAUGGCGUGCGAUUGCAUUAUGUUGAGAACGGUGAUCGUGAGAAACCACUGAUGUUGUUUCUACAUGGAUUUCCGGAAUUUUGGUUCAGCUGGCACCAUCAGCUGAAGGAAUUCGCCAAAGACUACUGGGUAGUGGCACUUGACCUUCGCGGGUUUGGAGAUUCCGAGCAACCGGACGAUCCGGCCGCGUAUCGGAUCGACUUGGUUGUGGAGGAUAUUCGAGGCUUUAUUCAAGCGAGCGGACAUGAAAAAGCCGUUGUGAUAGGGCAUGGUUUGGGUGCUACAAUUGGAUUUCAGUUCGUGUUGAAAAAUAUGCCUUUGGUGGAUCGCUACGUGAUGAUGGGAGGCGCAUCGUUGAAGGUCACUAGAAGUCUACUGUUGACCAGUUGGCAGCAGUUCAAGAUGUCGUGGUAUUCAUUCUUUUAUUUUAUACCAAGUCUAUCAGAGUUUUACCUAUCUUGUAAAGAUUUGCGUUACAUCGAACAAAAUAUGGGCCGUUUUUUGACUGCUGCGGAACUGGAAGCAUACAAGUACACCUUUUCGAGGGGAAAUUCAGUGAAACGAGCUCUGAAUUAUUUCAGAGAGAAUUUUAGUUUCUGGAGAAUUGAAGAACGAUUGCCCAAGAUUGAUAUUUAUUCCCCAGGGUUGUAUCUUGUGGCGGAGAACGAUCAGUUUAUUUCGAUGCACAGUGCCCCGGCUCUAGUGAAAGCUUAUGACUCACUCAAAUUCCGUGUCGUUCCAGGAUGUGGACAUUACAUGCACUUGGAGUCACCAGCAGUGAUCAAUAAGAUGAUUCGAGAUUUUCUUAACUUUUCAUGAGGGUUCAUUUGUUUUACUAAUGGGAACAAUUUAU